Echinostoma caproni is the source of this 441-nucleotide messenger RNA. The record is from the annotation of a GenBank genome assembly. Lineage: Eukaryota; Metazoa; Platyhelminthes; Trematoda; Plagiorchiida; Echinostomatidae.
GCCAGGAUUGCUGUUCCAACUUUGCAACUGAUCGCCAUAGUCUUUGUUCUCGUCAUUGUCAUCACGGUGGCCACAAUUCUCAUCCUGACCUGGCAAUAUCCGUUUGAUUGGCACUUGCGUGCCGGUUCGUACACCACAGCGGCUACCGGUGGAAUAUUGUGGUUUUCUGGUUUUCUGUACUUCAUCAGUGUCAUUCUGGUAUUCCAUUCCUGGGACGUGGAGAAUCACGUUUUACGAGACGAUCUUCUCGUGACAAGAUCAGCAUGGAAUAAGAUCUCAUCCACUCUGCUCGAGGUGACUCGAUUCACCUAUGGCGUGGCACCGCUUCUGGCCACCAUUGCUUGGCUAUGCGUGAAUGUGGCCAGUGUGUUGUUUCUAUCCGCCAGUACCCUUAUCAAGCUGCCCAAGGAUGAGCUUCAUGGGAACGGCCGUGUGCAUUAA